Opisthocomus hoazin is the source of this 377-nucleotide messenger RNA. RefSeq names its product thymosin beta 4 X-linked. Gene Ontology annotation, cellular component: cytoplasm. NCBI's taxonomy places the organism in Eukaryota, Metazoa, Chordata, Aves, Opisthocomiformes, Opisthocomidae. Gene Ontology annotation, molecular function: actin monomer binding. Gene Ontology annotation, biological process: regulation of cell migration; actin filament organization. The record is from RefSeq and is a predicted model, not a curated record.
AGACGGACCCAUCAUGUCCGACAAACCAGAUUUUGCAGAAAUUGAAACAUUUGACAAGACCAAGCUGAAGAAGACAGAAACCAGAGAGAAAAAUCCAUUGCCCACUAAAGAAACUAUCGAACAGGAAAAGCAAAGUGAAAGUACAGCCUGAGCGUAAAAUUGAAGAUGUGACUGCUGCUCCUUCAGUGGGGUUUUGGCUUCCAAGUUGGGUUUUGUUGCGUGUGUGUCCCCCACUUUGUGUUUGCUGCCCAUUUAUUUGCUCAUUUGAUGUUCCCCAGGGAAGCAGUCUGUUUUGUCUUUGUUGAACAAGAUACUGUGUAUUUGUGUUUGUAUUCUUAAAACUGUAAUUCCAAGUUCUGUAUCAACCCCAUUACUUG